Nothobranchius furzeri (turquoise killifish) is the source of this 5690-nucleotide messenger RNA. It is a transcript of the gene ptprua, whose product is annotated as protein tyrosine phosphatase receptor type Ua. The record is from RefSeq and is a predicted model, not a curated record. Gene Ontology annotation, biological process: protein dephosphorylation. Gene Ontology annotation, cellular component: membrane. Lineage: Eukaryota; Metazoa; Chordata; Actinopteri; Cyprinodontiformes; Nothobranchiidae. Gene Ontology annotation, molecular function: protein binding; protein tyrosine phosphatase activity.
GAGCCGUUACAGGAAGGGGGGCCCUUUGAACGCGUUAGCUGGAGAUCAGAAGCUCCCUGUGCGGGCUUGGGAGGGAGCAGGCGGUGCGCCCCCGAACGGAGCAGAGCGCACAACUUCUCUCCAGUCCACCCGUCCGCCGCAGCUGCUGCUGCGCUUUCCUUCAGGAUUUGCGUGUUGGGACGAACCGAACUGGAAUUUUAAGCAUCAGCCAACAUGUUUUCAGUGGCUCUGCUACUGAUGCUGGCCGUCGGGAUCUGCGCAGACAGCAUGGAACGACCAACAGCGGGCUGCACCUUUGACGAGGACUCCGACUCUGGCUUAUGUGAAUACCGACAGGGUCAAGAGGAUGACUUUGACUGGCAGCUGAUCAGAACCUACAACUGGCCACAUCCGACAACAGACCUCUUGCCAGGGUCUUUCAUGAUGGUGAAUGCCUCACAGCAUUUGGGGGGACAGCGAGCUCAGCUGCACCUGCUUCCCCUCAGUGAGAACGACACCCACUGCAUCCAGUUCAGCUACUUCCUGUACAGCCGUGACGGCCACAGCCCCGGGGCCCUCCAGGUCUACGUUCGGGUUAAUGGGGGUUCCAAGGGGAGUGCUGUGUGGAAUAUCUCUGGCUCCCAAGGGCGCCAGUGGCACCAGGUGGAGCUUGCAGUCAGCACUUUCUGGCCCAGUGAAUACCAGGUCAUCUUCGAAGCCACUGUGUCCGAUGAACGGCAGGGUUACGUUGCCUUGGAUGACACCGUGCUGCUCAAUUACCCUUGCUACAAGGUGCCUCAUUUCUCCCGGCUGGGUGAUGUGGAGGUGAAUGCCGGGCAGAAUGCCUCGUUUCAGUGUGUAGCCACCGGCAAAGUUUCGGAAACGGAGCCCUUCCUGCUGGAGCGGAGGAAUGGCGUGGUGCUUGACACUUCUCUGUUGUCGCGGUUGAGCCACAAGCGACUGAUGGCAACUUUUCAGGUGGAGGCACAGCGUGGAGAGCAGGACCUCUAUCGCUGCAUCACCCUGUCCCCCAGAGGGGCUGCCGUCUCCAACUUUGGAGAGCUCAUCGUCAGAGUGCCCCCAACACCAAUAGCACCCCCGCAGCUUCUGCGGGCAGGCCCCACCUACCUGAUCAUCCAGCUCAACACAAACUCUAUCGUUGGGGAUGGACCAGUCAUUCGCCGAGAAAUCCAGUACCGGGCCAGCCAGUCCACAUGGACCGAGACUCAUAUUGUGGGUUCUCUUACUUACAAGGUUUGGCACCUGGAGCCAGACACAGAGUACCAGAUCAGUGUCAUGCUCACGCGGCCCGGGGAAGGGGGGACAGGGGCCCCUGGACCUCCACUGGUCAGCAGGACGAAGUGUGCAGAGCCCAUGCGUGCCUUGCGGGGCCUUACAGCCACGGAGAUCCAGCCACGGCAGCUGGCUCUUCAGUGGGAGCCACUGGGCUACAACCUCACCCGCUGCCACACCUACUCCCUGUCCCUCUGCUACCACUAUUCCAUGCCAACGGGAGGCAGCGGAGGCAACAACGCCACUGUCAGAGAGUGCCUGUCGGUGGAUCGUAAUACUUCACAUUUUACCCUGAGGGACCUGCCUCCGUUUCGGGCGGUCCAUGUGCGGCUGGCACUUGCUAACCCAGAGGGCAAGAAGGAGAGCAGAGAGGUCACCUUCCAGACGGAGGAGGACGUUCCUGGAGGCAUCGCUCCGGAGUCCUUGACCUUCACUCCACUUGAUGACAUGAUCUUCCUUAAGUGGGAGGAGCCUGUAGAGCCUAAUGGUCUUAUCACUCAGUAUGAGAUCAGCUACCAGAGUAUCGAGUCCUCUGACCCGGGUAUCAAUGUGCCGGGUCCUCGCCGCACCGUGUCCAAACUAAGGAACGAGACCUACCACAUGUUCUCCGGCCUGCAUCCUGGGACCACCUACCUGGUGUCGGUCCGAGCUCGCACUACAAAAGGGUUUGGCCAAACAGCGCUCACUGAGAUCACCACCAACAUCUCAGCCCCAGUGUUCGACUAUGAAGACAUUCCAUCUCCACUGAGUGAGUCAGAGAGCACCAUCACCAUUCUGCUUCGCCCUGCCCUGGGGAGAGGAGCUCCUGUCAGUGCCUACCAGGUGGUGGUGGUGGAGGAGGAUGGGUCCCGUCAGGUGAGGCGGAGGGAGCUGGGCACCGUGGACUGUUUUCCUACUCCCAACUCACACAACGAGGCCCAGGCUAAAGGGUCCCCACACUACUACACGGCUGAGCUGACGCCCAGCAGUCUGCCCGAGGCCACGCCUUUCACCGUGGGUGACAACCACACCUACAACGGCUACUGGAACAGCCCUUUAGACCCCACCAAGAACUACCUCAUCUACUUCCAAGCCACCAGCAACUUCAGAGGGGAGACCAGAAUAAAUUGCAUACGGAUUGCUCGCAAAGCUGCCUGUAAAGACUCUAAGACAGCGCUGGAAGUAUCCCAGCAUGCCGAGGACAUGGGUCUGAUCCUGGGAGCCUGCGCUGGAGGUCUGGUGGUCCUCAUCCUGCUGCUGGGUGCCAUCGUCAUCAUUGUGAAGAAAGGAAGAGACUUCUAUUCUUACCCUUACUACCCCAAGAAGAAGGUGGCCAUGAACAAGGCAGCUAUGUCCUACAGGCAGGAGAAGAGUCGGAAGCUGAGCUCGUUGGACUGCAGCAUGACGGAGCAGAGCACUCUCCAGCAGGAUGAGAGGAUGGCCCACUCUUUUAUGGACACCCACGGCUGCAACGCUCGAAACGAGCAGCGCAGCUCCGUCAAUGAGUCCAGCAGCUUACUGGGAGGCUCGCCCCAGCGUCACUGUCGCAGGAAGAGCUCGCCUUAUCACACGGGCCAGCUCCACCCCGCCGUAAGGGUGGCUGAUCUCCUCCAGCACAUCAACCAGAUGAAGACGUCCGAGGGGUACGGCUUCAAGCAGGAGUACGAGAGUUUUUUCGAUGGCUGGGAUGUCACAAAAAAGAAAGACAAAACCAAAGGGAGACAUGACAGCUUGCUCAGCCAUGAUCGACAUCGUGUCAAGCUCCACUCUCUGCUUGCAGACCCCAGCUCUGAUUAUGUCAAUGCAAACUACAUAGAUAUUCGGAUAAACAGGGAAGGGUACCAGCGAUCGAACCACUUCAUCGCCACUCAAGGGCCCAAUCAGGAGAUGAUCUAUGACUUUUGGCGGAUGGUAUGGCAGGAGAACUGCUUCAGUAUCGUCAUGCUUACCAAGCUGGUGGAGAUCGGCAGGAUGAAGUGCUGUAAGUACUGGCCUGACGACACCGAGUUAUACGGUGACAUUAAGAUAACACUACUGAAGACAGACACCCUGGCAGAGUACACCGUGCGCACUUUUGCCAUGGAGCGGAGAGGAUACCCCGCUAAACACGAGGUGUGCCAGUUCCACUUCACUUCCUGGCCAGAGCAUGGCGUGCCGUACCACGCCACUGGGCUGCUUGCUUUUCUGCGCCGAGUCAAGGCCUCCACGCCGCCUGAUGCCGGGCCUGUGGUGGUCCACUGCAGCAUGGGGGCAGGCAGGACUGGCUGCUACAUCGUGUUGGAUGUCAUGCUGGAUAUGGCCGAGUGUGAAGGAGUGGUGGACAUCUACAACUGUGUAAAGACCCUCUGCUCGCGACGUAUCAACAUGAUCCAGACUGAAGAGCAGUACGUGUUCAUCCACGACGCCAUCCUGGAGGCUUGUCUGUGCGGCGAAACGGCCAUCCCAGUUUCUGAGUUCGUCCUCACAUAUAAGGAAAUGUUGAAAGUCGACUCUCAGAGCAACACCUCACAGCUCAGAGAAGAGUUUCAGACUCUGAACUCUGUGACUCCUCAUCUGGACGUGGAGGAAUGCAGCAUCUCUCUGAUGCCCCGAAAUCGCGAGAAGAACCGCAGCAUGGACGUCCUGCCGCCGGACCGCUCCCUGGCUUUCCUCAUCACCACAGAAGGAGAAAGCAGCAACUACAUCAACGCGGCGCUUGCCGACAGCUUCCUCCGACCUGCAGCCUUCAUUGUGACACCGCACCCGCUGCCUGGCACCACCACAGACUUCUGGAGGCUUGUGUAUGACUAUGGCUGCACGUCUGUAGUUAUGCUCAACCAGCUCAACCAGUCCAACUCUGCCUGGCCCUGUCUGCAGUACUGGCCUGAGCCGGGGCUGCAGCAGUUUGGGCCCAUGACAGUGGAGCUUCUCUCCAGGACUGCUGAUGAUGAUGUUAUCAUCCGUCUCUUCAGGAUUCAGAACAUCACCCGGCUUCAGGAGGGCCAGCUUGUGGUGCGCCACUUCCAGUUCCUACGUUGGUCACCGUACCGUGAUGUUCCUGAGUCCAAGAAGGCAUUCCUCAGCCUUUUGGCUCAAGUUCACAACUGGCAGAGGGAGUGUGGAGAAGGCCGCACUGUUGUCCACUGCCUGAAUGGCGGUGGUCGAAGCGGUACAUUUUGUGCCUGCACCAUGAUCCUGGAAAUGAUUCGACACCACAGUAUGGUGGAUGCGUUUUUCGCUGCCAAAACUCUGCGUAACUCUAAGCCAAACAUGGUGGAGACAAUGGAGCAGUACCGGUUCUGCUACGAACUGGCCCAGGAGUACCUGGAUUGUUUGGAAGUCAGAUAGCACUCAUCCAUGCCGUUACAUCCCUCAUCAAGGAAAACUUCUGGACCCUGGAUCCUGUUCCCUGGAUCUGUGCUCCUGCCUCCUUAGCCCUUACAUACAGCUGUGGUUUUCACCUUUGCCAUGCCUGGAUGAAAUUGUAUCUGCCCUGACGGCCAAUGGAGGAAAGUCAGUGGAAAACAUACCACUGACAGCACUCUCCUUGCGUUUCCUCAGCUCUUUGAUCCAAGCUGUGUUCUGUGCUACUUUCCAACUGCCAAACCAGAGGACUCUUAACAGGAGUUGAGCUGAUUUAAAUAAGAACAUGUUUAAGGCAGUCUGGCUGCACGUACACUUCACCAACCAGGUUUAACCGUCUGGAGGCAGGCGUUGCAGAUUAGCAACGUUAAAACCUACCUACCUGGUUACUCCACAUAUGUAUUUCAUGAGCAUUUUUUUACUCAGAAGUACCCCUGAAGGACUUAGUUGUUCGUCCUUUUAUCAAAACUUACUUUGAGCCUGAGAGGGUUAAAGAGCUCCACUGUAACCUGCCUUACUAUGGAUCAACUCUCAAAGGGAACUACAGUUGAUGCCAUUCACUGGAUGAUAUUUUGUGUUUGUAACAUUGUAAAUGGUGCAAUCUGCUGUUGGUGAACACCCAUUGUUGUACUGUAUUCUAUUAGAACUUCUUCGGAGAUGAUGCCGACUACUGAAGAAUAACUAAGGAAGAAACAUCUGAUGGACUUUUCUGUACAGAAUGGUGUCUGAACUAAUUUCUCUUUAUUUAUGUAUAUAAAUGUUUUAUUUUUCUUUCUCUUGGGUGUUUCUAGAUGUUCCCUAACAUCUGUGUCAAUGUGCCAUUCUCUCUCUGUGUCUGUAACUGGGUUGCGGUUUGGCAUCUGCAUGCACCGUCUUAAGUGUUUCAUUGCAUAGUGUGACCUGAGUCUGCUUUUAAGUGGAUUCUGCAGUAUGAAUCCCUUUGCUGAGCCUGAGAGAGCUCCAUGGAUGGCCAUGCGUUGCUGCGAGAGUACGGCAAAGCCCUGUUGCUUUCUAUAUUUGUAUUUAUUCAAUGUGUUUCAUUUUCUAAGCCAUGUAUAAACGGAAAGAGGAAAGAAAUAAAAUAUGCUCUUAAUUAU